Molecule: messenger RNA, 921 nt
Organism: Cuscuta campestris
Lineage: Eukaryota; Viridiplantae; Streptophyta; Magnoliopsida; Solanales; Convolvulaceae
Source: the annotation of a GenBank genome assembly
AGCCCUUGAAUAUGGUUGGGCCGGAAACUAAAGGAGCCCCAUCAUUUAUUCUAAAGAUUCUAGCCCAACUAUAAUUGCUUCUCCACCAAAAUUUUCACAAUCCUUCUUUCCAGUUUCCGGCCUCCUCUCCGAUUCCAAUUCCAGAACUCGCCGUUCAUCCAGGUUUCUCCGGCAUCCUAGAAAAUGGCAUUGUCCUCAGCUUUGCGCGGUAUAUUAGGGGGAUGUUUGGCACAUUCACCAAACCAUGUAUCUCAACUUGCUGCGGUUCGACUCUGUUCAACCCUGACUACCUCUAAGCUCUUCAUCAGUGGUCUCGCUAGACACACUUCAGACGAAGGCCUAAGGAAAGCAUUCGAGCCAUUUGGGAAUCUCACUGAGGCCAAAGUUGUUACAGAUAGAGCUACCGGGAGGUCCAAGGGGUUUGGGUUUGUUGCCUACGAAACGAUUGAAGAGGCUCAAAAAGCCCGGGAAGGACUGAAUGCGAAGUACUUGGAUGGUUGGGUCAUUUUUGUGGACCCCGCCAAGCCGAGGGAGUUUAGGCCUCCGCCUCAAGUUGAGCGGGAGGCGCCAAGUUUUGGUAUCAUGAGCAACAAGACCGUCGGUUGGUCUGGUUGACGCUUUUGUGGAUUUCUGGGUAUUGAGAAUAGUGUUAAUUUUUUGGUAAUGGGUUGUGGAAGAGGUCCUUGAUGCAACACAUUGUGAUUGAUUAAUAUGUGGGAGAUUUCAUGUCUUUAGUUCAAAAAAAUGAAGCACAUUGUGACACUUACAAUUGGCGCUGCUUUCUUUGUUUUGUGACUUUUCAUCAUUCAGUAUUACACAAACUUUUUUUUGAUAACUAUUGUCUUAUGUGGUGCAUUUACUUCAAAAGUUCACAUUUUUUUGCACUCUUUAAUUUUUAUUAAAGAAAAAGUGUGUGGUUUA